Cololabis saira (Pacific saury) is the source of this 949-nucleotide messenger RNA. It is a transcript of the gene dusp23b, whose product is annotated as dual specificity phosphatase 23b. The transcript is spliced from 3 exons. The record is from RefSeq and is a predicted model, not a curated record. Gene Ontology annotation, molecular function: protein tyrosine/serine/threonine phosphatase activity. The coding region runs from base 130 to 585 and encodes 151 amino acids. Gene Ontology annotation, biological process: protein dephosphorylation; cilium assembly. Lineage: Eukaryota; Metazoa; Chordata; Actinopteri; Beloniformes; Belonidae.
AUGAUGCUUUGCUGCCUGAGGCAGAGCAUCACAAGUCAGCUGGACGGACGCAGCUCAUAUUACUCACAAAAACUAUCUUCCACCUGCUUUCGUCACUCAGGGAAGUAAAUCCGUCCCCACUUGGACGUCAUGGGCUCGUUCUCUCCUCACAACUUCUCCUGGGUGGAACCGGGUAAACUGGCCGGGCUGGCCCUGCCCAGGACGCCGGCCGAGUACCAGUUCCUGCUGGACAACGGCAUCCAGCACCUGGUCUGCCUGUGCGAGAGGAAACCCCCCCACCACGACUCGUGCCCGGCGCUGCAGCUUCACCACAUCAAGAUCGUGGACUUCACGCCGCCCUCGCCGGAGCAGGUGGACCGGUUCCUCUCCAUCGUGGAGGAGGCCAACGCCAAGGGCGAGGGCGUGGCGGUGCACUGCAUGCACGGGCACGGCCGGACGGGGACCAUGCUGGCCUGCUACCUGGUGAAGACCAGGAAGAUCUCCGGGCUGGAAGCCAUCGAGGAGAUCCGGCGGCUCCGGCGCGGCUCCAUCGAGACCGGCGAGCAGGAGAAGGCCGUCGUGCAGUUCUACCAGCGCACCAAGUAGCUCUGCCGGGACGCUCACAGUACACUUUAAUCACCCGUCGAUUGAAAACAGACAAGACACAGGAGAACACAUGCUUGAUCUUUUACUGAGGUUUUAUUUUGAAAAUCUUCACGCACUGGACGGCAGAGAGAAAAGCCGCUGGCGCUCGCUGAACGGGAGCUUUUCAGGCGCCAUCUUCCUCCUCCGGAUCCUGCAGAGACAUAAUAUAUGAAAUACUUGACUUUAAUGUGGCGCUCGUGACGCAGAACUGUAAACUCACUCGCUUGAUGGUGCGUCACGGACGCCGUUCUUCCGUCCAAUCGAUGUUUCACCUGCAAGAAACGUGGAAAUGUUCACAGGAUGAAUAAAACUGAGGAUUAAAUUA